This is a messenger RNA of Episyrphus balteatus (marmalade hoverfly), 1118 nucleotides long. RefSeq names its product josephin-like protein (gene Josd). Gene Ontology annotation, biological process: protein deubiquitination. Bases 138 to 785 code for a protein of 215 amino acids. The transcript has 3 exons. The record is from RefSeq and is a predicted model, not a curated record. Gene Ontology annotation, molecular function: cysteine-type deubiquitinase activity. NCBI's taxonomy places the organism in Eukaryota, Metazoa, Arthropoda, Insecta, Diptera, Syrphidae.
AGUCACAAAAGAAAAAGUCAGAAUUUUUUUGUAAACAAAAUUGAUGAUAGCAUUUCUUGCUAUUUGGCAAAAUUAAAAACUUUUUACCCAAAAAUUCCUAUUUCUUUAUAAUAUUAUUUCAAAAUAAUCUAUAAUAAAUGGUGUCUUGUAAAAUGCCAGGUGACGCAAUCUACCAUGAAAGACAACGACGUCAGCUAUGUGCUCUGCAUGCCCUCAACAAUUUAUUUCAAUCUGAUAUAUACACCAAAGCCCAACUGGACGAAGUGUGUAAAAAUCUCAGUCCUCAGGUCUGGAUUAAUCCACAUCGAUCUGUCCUUGGCCUCGGUGACUAUGACGUCAAUGUCAUUAUGACUGCACUACAGGAAAAAGGAUGUGAAGCCGCUUGGUUUGAUAAACGAAAAGAUCCAGCUUGUAUAAAUUUUGACGAAGUCGUUGGUUUCAUACUCAACAUUCCUGCUGACUAUAAAUUUGGCUAUGUUACUCUUCCGAUUAAAAAGAGACAUUGGAUUGCGGUAAGGAAAAUCGAUGAUGGACAAUAUUAUAAUCUCGAUUCAAAGCUUGAAUCGCCACAUUGUAUUGGCGAUGAAGAAAGCCUGUUGACUUAUUUGAAAGGACAACUCGAAUCCAAUGAUCGGGAAUUAUUUAUUAUAGUACAAACAAACGAAACUGAAAACGCACAAAAAUGGUUAAAAAAUACUUCUACAAGUUCAGUAGAAGAAGCAACUGAAAUUGAAGCCGAAUCAAAUUCUAAAGAAAAUGCAGUUUUGGGGGAAGAGGUAGCAUGAUAGUUAUUUUUUUUUUUUUUUUGUGUUUUUUCUUAAAACUAAAAAAAAAAACACCAAGACUAUUAGGAAUCUUAUUUUGUUUUUUCUUUUUCAAUAAAAAAAAAAAUGUUACUAGAUGCAGAUGAAAAGAGUCUAGUCUAAAUAAAAGUUAAAAAAAAAAACUUAAAUUUACAAGUUUUAGCAAUAAUAGUUAAAAAGCGUUGUUUUAAAAAUCAAAUCAAAUGCUUAGGUAAUACUAAAUACAUAUAUGUAAAUUAAAAAAUUCUAUAUUACUUAAAACAGAUAGUGUGUAAAUGUCUCUUUCUAUUCAAUAAAUACUUAUUACAAAUAUAA